Messenger RNA from Pseudogymnoascus destructans, 375 nucleotides. RefSeq lists its product as uncharacterized. Bases 1 to 375 code for a protein of 124 amino acids. NCBI's taxonomy places the organism in Eukaryota, Fungi, Ascomycota, Leotiomycetes, Thelebolales, Thelebolaceae. The transcript is spliced from 2 exons. The record is from RefSeq and is a predicted model, not a curated record.
AUGAUAUGCCGUGAUUAUGACAAAGAGCGUCUUGAGGUAGAAGAGGAAGUGGUGGCAUCUCAGGAGCGAGAGGCUCACCUCUGCGCUCAAGAAGCAUAUGCCCGUCGCAUGCGUCUUCGCAAACACCAGAAGGCUCUCAAAACCCGUGGUGUUGAGAUGCUGCAUCAUGGUCUGAAAUCUUUGGACGAAUUGGAUGAAGCAGAGGAGAAGGAGUGUAGGGAGGCAGAGGUCAAAGGGACUCUCUUGCACAGCCCUUCUACUGCCGUUUCUGAGGGUGCUGCCUCUGACCAGGACCUUUUCGUGGCCCUGUCUCCUGGCUUCUUUGAUCGCUUGGGUGUUGACGGCGAAACGCCUCCAGUAGCUCUGGACAGCUAA